This is a messenger RNA of Misgurnus anguillicaudatus (oriental weatherfish), 1833 nucleotides long. The record is from RefSeq and is a predicted model, not a curated record. NCBI's taxonomy places the organism in Eukaryota, Metazoa, Chordata, Actinopteri, Cypriniformes, Cobitidae.
GAGAAUUCCCUUUUACUAGUCUUAUCAGAGGAGCCGUCAGCCGUGUCUUCAAGAGAGAGCUGCACUGUCGUUUGUUUUCAGUGUGUUGUGUCUGUGAGGUUAUUUUCAAAGAUCCGUUACCAUCAUGAGGAUAUUUUACACUCUUUGUAUUGUGGUCACAUUGUUUUACCUUGUGUGGUCUUGUGAAAAGGAAACACAUUAUGAGAAGGAUGGCAAAUGCUGCAAGAAAUGUGGACCAGGGAAGAGGAUGUUGAUGAAUGAUGACUGUAUGGACCCGAGUUGUCAGGACUGUUCAGAAGGAGAAUAUCAAAACACAUACACAAGUGAGACCAAAUGCAAGCCCCAGCCCAGCUGUGACACCAAUUUAAAUUUUCUGCCACAAAUCACUCCCACUCCCAAGGACAAACUUAGUGUAUGCAAAUGCAAACCUGGAUACUUCUGUACCACAGACGAUGACUGCAGCGUUUGUAGGCCACACAAAGUCUGCAGCGCAGGACAGAAAAUCCAUAAAGCUGGUUCACCAGUUAGUGAUACAGCAUGUGAAAACUGUCAAAUCGGGACAUUUAGCGUCAACAAUUCGGCCACCACCUGUGAAAAAUGGACAACAUGUGAUUCUGGAUAUGUAGAGAAAACUCCAGGCACUUCAACAUCAGACAGGAUCUGUGAAAAGGGUACGCCCUCUGACAGAGCUGCCAUUUUGGGAGCAGUUUUUGGAGUUCUGUUGCUGAUAGUUACAGGAAUUGCUAUAAUGCUUUUUCUCAAAAAGAGAAAAAUCAACUUGACAUGGUUACAGAAUAAACUAAAAAGAACUCAACUAAAAGAAGACCCUUCAGUAGCUGAGCCAUUUAAUGCACAGCAGCCUGAGGAAGAUGUAGAAACCCCUGAACCUGUGAGCCCCACACCAAGUAAUGUUACGGAAAACGGGAAUGUUGUUGUGCAAGAGGAUGGCAAACAUUCGAUUGUUUCAAGUACUGAAACACGCCCAUUUUCAGAGAACAGCUACCUCUAAAAUCUGCUCCCAGUAUGCUACAAUCAAUAUAAAGAGCAUUACAUUACAAGCCUGCUUUAUUCUAAAUGUAGUACAAAUCUGCAUGUCACAAUAUUCACUAACAUUGCUUUUGGUUGUAAAUCUGAAGCGUUAAAGCUUAAACAGUAUCUUUGCAAACAUACAGCCGUUACGGUACAACCAGCAUCAUGUGACUGUUAUGAAAUGCAUGUAAGCAAAAUUACAUGAAGCAGUGUUAAUGUAGCUGAACUGGUGGAGCACGGCACUUAAAACACAAGGUUUAGGGUUUAACCCGGUAACAACAGUUGUAUAAUAUAUACAGUGAAUGCAUCUGUCUGGAUCUGUCAAAAUGUAAAAUAUGGGAGUAACACUAGUCAAGCGAGAAAAGGACAGAUGCGUGCUAAAGAAUGUUUAUGGUUUUGUGCUUCCCAGAAAAACCCAGAAGAAAUUUGACAAAAGCCUUUACUACAGUGCACAUGGUUAACAAUUGCUCCAUGUCACAACAACAUUAAUGCAAUGAAACAAAAACUACAUAAAAAAUAAAUUUCAAUACCAAUGUUAUUGUUUUUAUGUUUUUGGCGUUUCAUACUUGAAAAUUAUGAAGUACAAGACUAUGUGUAACUAGUUAAAGGUUUGCAUAUGUGUUUGUUUUUAUUUUGUAACUUUUUUAUUGUUUAUUUGCUGUAAGAUAGAUGUUGUAUCGGCUGCCUAUCUUUGUAGUAUGUUCUGUAAAUAUUUUACUGUACAUUUUUAUCUUUAUUUGUUAGAUGAACAUGCUUUUGUUUUGGAAAAAAAAAUUACAUAAUAAAUCAGUGAUAUGAAAACUU